AGUAGCUAAAGGUGACCUCUGACUAGAGGGAGUUCCCACAUUUUCAUUGGGGAUGUUGCUGUUGAGGGUCAUAUAAAAACGUCAUCCUCAUGAGUUUGACCAUUAACCAAAGAGCAAGAGUUGUGAGUGUCUAGACGGCGACUAUAGUGAAGACGAAUUGUAUAAAAGAUGGCAAGAUUAUGGAGCAGUAGUUUUGUGUGCUGGAAACGGUUUCUUCUAGUUUUCGUCUCAUUGUCGAGCUUGUAUUUUGGAUGGACAAAUGCGUGUGCGACGAAACACAAAGUUUGUGUUACACGUUACAAAGCACUAAUGGCAGACUUACGAAUUCACAAAGUUCUCACAGUCGGAGACGACCGUUCAUCGCUUUCCUUUCAAAAUCCUAAUCAACAUCCCAUUACCCUGCAAUCUCUAUUUUCUGAUGAUCAACCCGAUGACGAACCUAACGGCAAGCACAAAUACUGGAAAACACUUGGAGGAAAGUACUUGGCAAUGGAAGACAACAAACAGCUAACACUAUCUAGCAAACCAACGACAAAGUUUCUAUACGUCAAAAGCAAACGUUCGAUUUUACACAGCAGCGAAACAUUUCUUCUCUGUGCUAUCUUCAAUGAUAAAAGUUACCUUGUGUCUUCUAAAAACAUGUCUACUGAGGAAUUAGGAGAUAAAAGUAUCUGUGAUAACGUAAAGAAAGCGGAACACGAGAUCAAGAUCAAGAAGAUCUCUAGACGCCAACACCGCUUUGUGGCUGUUUACGUCAAUGAUUCUAAUAAAUCUCAUGACAACUAUUUUAGCGAUGAGAUACAAACGUUUUGUCAGCAAGAUACAGAUAUGCAACAUUAA
This is a messenger RNA of Corticium candelabrum, 840 nucleotides long. RefSeq lists its product as uncharacterized. NCBI's taxonomy places the organism in Eukaryota, Metazoa, Porifera, Homoscleromorpha, Homosclerophorida, Plakinidae. The record is from RefSeq and is a predicted model, not a curated record. The transcript is spliced from 3 exons. Bases 169 to 840 code for a protein of 223 amino acids.